Puntigrus tetrazona (Sumatra barb) is the source of this 1277-nucleotide messenger RNA. RefSeq names its product adaptor related protein complex 4 subunit sigma 1 (gene ap4s1). The transcript has 6 exons. The record is from RefSeq and is a predicted model, not a curated record. Gene Ontology annotation, cellular component: intracellular membrane-bounded organelle. Bases 183 to 617 code for a protein of 144 amino acids. Gene Ontology annotation, biological process: vesicle-mediated transport; protein transport. Lineage: Eukaryota; Metazoa; Chordata; Actinopteri; Cypriniformes; Cyprinidae.
AUAAAAGAAGCGACCCAUACGGACGCCAUAUUGACCAAAACAAAAUGGCAGAACAAGAGAAUAGUUGACAAAGUCUGCAGGCUUUCGUUGACAGAUGUCUUCUCGUGACACGAUAAAUCCGCAACAACGACUAUUAGAUCUGCUCCGGUGAUCGCGGCCGUGGCCGCUCCUUCUGAAUUACUAUGAUCAAGUUUCUACUUAUGGUCAACAAACAGGGGCAGACUCGCCUAUCCAAGUAUUAUGAACAAGUGGAGCUUGGGAAGAGAGCAGCUCUGGAAGCUGAUGCAGUCAGAGGAUGCCUCGCGCGCAGGAAGGAAGAGUGUUCGUUUGUGGAGUACAAGGACUACAAACUGGUCUAUCGCCAAUACGCAGCACUUUUCAUUGUUGUUGGCAUCUCUGAAAAUGAGAAUGAACUCUCCAUCUAUGAACUCGUGCACAACUUUGUUGAGGUAUUAGACAAGUAUUUCAGUCGUGUGAGUGAGCUGGAUAUCAUGUUCAAUUUAGAUAAAGUACACAUAAUACUUGAUGAAAUGAUCCUGAAUGGACACAUUGUGGAAACAAAUAAGAACCGGAUACUGGCACCACUGCUGGCCCUGGACAAGAUGACUGAAAGCUGAUCUCAUUAAUAUCGUUACUAAUUAUAAAUAAAGGUUUCUUACUAGUCUGAACUUUCAUCUUCCAUUCUUCUACAAAAGGGUUUACCGUAAUUUGUGACCUGUAAUAAUCCCAAAUGCAUUGUCAAAGUUCCUCUUAAAUACGGAAACCACCAGAAAAUCCCCUGAACUAAACAACGAAACGUGAAUCACAUUCAGGAACAGAAGUGUGUGUGUGUGUUGGUUCGUCAUCAGCAGGAAAAAGCAAACCAGAGUGUUGAUACUUUGCAAACAUUUUAAUGAUUAUUUUUGGAGCAUACACAUUUGAAAAUAUUUGUUUACUUCAAACUGCAACUUGAGUUAAAUAAAUGUUUAUAAUAUACAAAGAAAAUACAAGGGAAAGCACAGCUUGCUUUUUGCUUUGUCUUUUUUCUUUUUUUUUUUUUUUUUUAAAUGUGCCUUGCACACAGAACCAGUGUUUCUGUAUCUAUAGCUUUAUUGUAAAAUUACACAAAUGCACUCAGGGACUUUGAUCCUUUAGCAGGGCAACGAACAGUUGAAAACAUACUCACACAGUAACGGAAGCAAAAAAAAAAAAAAAAAAAAAAAAAGGAAAAAAAAAAAAAACAUGUGCAUGAUUGUAUGCAGACAGAUUAAGUAAAACAAAUGAAAGAAAAAAAAAAA